Lecanosticta acicola is the source of this 2163-nucleotide messenger RNA. NCBI's taxonomy places the organism in Eukaryota, Fungi, Ascomycota, Dothideomycetes, Mycosphaerellales, Mycosphaerellaceae. The record is from the annotation of a GenBank genome assembly.
AUGGAGCAGUAUAACGAAGAUGCCGGCUACUCCAAAACGGGCAACGAAGCUGCUGCCAAAGCUCUCCAAGGUGGAUCCGCAUUCGAGACCGCACCUCUGCGCAGUCCGCGUUUGCAGAAACAGAAGUCGGGACCCGGCAUGAAGAACACAAGCCAUGUGCGACCAUUGCCAGCCACGGCCGUCAUCACAAGUAACGUUCAGCAAGACGCAGGUGGGUUUGUAGAAGGCACCAAGGCCCGGAAAGGAUCGUUGCGAAAUGCUGUGCGAAAGAUCUUCGGCAGACGCUCGAGAGAUGUUGGCUUCCAGGGUCCGGAUGUGUUCGCACCACGAGUCCUCUCCAGCAGACACGCGUAUCACAAGAGCGAACCGGCCGGUCUACCACCUCCGCGCGAAGACGCAGAACCGCACUAUGACCAGGACAGCGAGUUCGCCCGGCGCGUCGUCUCUGGCCCGUUCGAGGGCCCAGCGCAGGCAUUCAUCCGGACAGCCUCGCCGUAUGCAGUGCAGUUCCCAAACAGCGUGCGCUUAAAGCCAAUGGACCUUGGAAAUCCUUCCAUUGGCCCUCCAAACCAGCUGAGACGACGCAAGACCUUACCGAGCAUCGUCUUUGACGACCCAGAAGCUGCACUUGCCGCCAGACAACUCAUGGGGGAAGACCAGGCCUUCGAGACUCAACAACCUCACGAUACGCCUACGUCCGUCCCGAAGCGCGUUCUCAGUUCCAUCAAGAAGGGCAGAAGAAAAUCGCGGAGUGCAGAUGAUCUGAAGAGCUCUGCGACGGCAGCAUCGCCUCGGAAAAGAAGUGACGAGAUACGAUGUUGGCGAGAGAGUGUUCGACCAGAGGUAUUACGGGCGAGUGGUUUUUGUGUGGCAAUGGAGACACAACAAGAGCAGGAAGACUCUCAAGCACAAAGCGCCGGAUUCGAAUUUGGAGACUUGGGACAGGUUGAUCAAGAGGGGAAUAACCAGGACAAGACGGCUCACAGGCAGACGCUGGAGACUUGGACCUCUGCCGCUGUGUCGGGAUCAGGAGCGCGAACGAUCAGAAGUACGCCUCCGCGAUCGCGACGCCACGGGCAGUCUCUUAGCGAGGGCGAUAUGAGGCCUUCUUCCGGCGUUGACACCGAGAUGUCAAGGGAUUUGGAAGACCGCGUAGCCAAGCUGGAGGCCGGUCUGCACGAUUUCCAGCGCUCAUUGCAGCGAUUGACGGCGGAACGGAACCGCAGGACGAUUGUCAUGGGCAGCAUCAACACCGGACGAUCAUCAACAGAUGUGCGAACUCCCAGCUUGUUGGCUGACACGCUUGCCGAUGCCCUCGAGCCGUCUUCGUAUGAGUACGAGUACGGGCGAACCUCACUGCAGCCCACUGCUCCUGCUGCACAAGGCUUCGGCCCCUCGCAAAGCUCAGGUGCUGCUCUCGAAAAUCCAUUCGGACCCGAGAAGCCCAAGACGCAACCUGCAGAACGACCUCGCGAAGCCUCCAAGGUGCCGAAUGCCCUCCGCUCUCACCCUCCCAAUCAGACUGGUCAACCUCCGGAGCCGCUUCAGAAGUCCACAUCCGAGCGACCACCGGAGUCGUUCAAAAUGCCCUCGCUACACCAAUCGCACCCACCACCCCAACAGCCUCCAGCUCCAGCGCCAGCUCCAGCGCCGGCAAGUACUACGAAGGGCAAGCCACAGCCUUACACGUUCAGCUCCCUCUACCAGAUGCUAGCAGACGAGCGUUCCGCGCGCCGCAAACUCGAAACUCAACUCCGAGGCCUCCGCCAGGAGAUCUCCGAUUUGCAUUCGCAAGUAACCGCUUCGUCAAACGUGCAUAGUGUAAGGAGUAGCUACAUGCUCUCGGGUGGGUCAACGAAGUUGCAAGAACUACUACGGGAGACGGAAGAAGGGAGCAGUCCGAUCACGGCGCCACACUCACCACACUCACCACAGCGAGAUUCAGGCCUUUCUGCCGUUGGGGAGACACCGCAGCCGGUGAACAUGUCCAGAUUCAGCGGAUCUGAGAGCGAGAACAAUGCCGUCGGUGAUGGAGCCGAUGACGGAGAACUCACGACGCCGCAAGAAGGCUAUCAGACCCCGUUGGAGGAGAGGUCCGGUUUUGCUCUGGGGAAGUUUGAGGGUACUGCUUCAUCGAAGAAUCAGCAAGGCCUGAUGUUCUGA